AUGGCACAAUUAUCUCCCGCGGGUGAAAUAUGGGCCGCUAUCCACCGGCGCUGCCUCUGUACCGGACGUAUGGAGCCGUACGGGAAAAUAGUGUCGACGAAGGCCAUCCUGGACAAGAACACAAACCAGUGCAAAGGCUAUGGCUUUGUGGACUUUGACAGCCCGGCUGCAGCGCAGAAGGCCGUGUCAUCUCUCAAAGCCACUGGGGUCCAGGCCCAAAUGGCCAAGGGACAGAGGGAGGAGAGGCUCAUAAUGAAGACACCUAAAGGACACUUCCCCCUGAGCCCCCUGCUGCCACUCACCUGCAGACCUGAGCCCCCUGAUGAGACCACACAGAGUCCCAAAUAG
Messenger RNA from Knipowitschia caucasica, 348 nucleotides. NCBI's taxonomy places the organism in Eukaryota, Metazoa, Chordata, Actinopteri, Gobiiformes, Gobiidae. The record is from the annotation of a GenBank genome assembly.